Messenger RNA from Aspergillus pseudonomiae, 2341 nucleotides. RefSeq names its product AFG1 family ATPase. Lineage: Eukaryota; Fungi; Ascomycota; Eurotiomycetes; Eurotiales; Aspergillaceae. Gene Ontology annotation, molecular function: ATP binding; ATP hydrolysis activity. Gene Ontology annotation, biological process: protein quality control for misfolded or incompletely synthesized proteins. The coding region runs from base 210 to 1880 and encodes 556 amino acids. The transcript is spliced from 3 exons. The record is from RefSeq and is a predicted model, not a curated record. Gene Ontology annotation, cellular component: cytoplasm; mitochondrion.
CCACCCUUCACCCGCCGCCGUGAUUUUCCUCCGUCAUUCCGAUUCGCGAUCAGUAACCUCGGCUUCAAGACAAAUCCUGUUGCGCGGCAAACGAUACACCCCUACAUGCGUGGAUCCUAGUGCGCAAGAACUCUCGACGAGUCAGGAGAACUUCAAAACCGAAAGGAAGGAACACAAAAGUUCAAGGAACUGUUGGAGAUACCGCAUCGAUGCCAGUGAGCGGGCCGGCGGCGAGGCUCUGCGUGGAGUACAUUCCAGCCACGCUGGGGUCUCGAAGGGUGACGAUACUGCCUCGAGGUACGAGGCUGGCCUAUGGCAGACAAUGCAGACGAGGUGCACAUCGGUCACAUGCCAGUGUGGGCCGUUCCCGGACACCAACCCCGACAAUCGUUCAUCCAACCCACGGCUUGAAAACCCGUGAGCCUCGUCAUGAGUAUAUGCGACGGUACGCGACAGCAGCGGCGAACAAGGUUAGGUCGGAUGUUGCGUCUGAGCUACAGGGUGGUCCUUUAAGGGAAUAUGAUUCGCGGGUGCAGCAGGGUCGCCUACGGGAUGACCCAUACCAGAGACAGAUCAUUGAGAGGCUACAAGACCUUCACGAAAGGCUGCGAAGCUACCACCCUCCGACCGUCAUCCAUCCGAAUCCCGAAACCUUGGAUCCUCAGCCGAGAACGUCGUUCCUGGGCUCUUUGUUCGGACGUGGCAAGGCGAACGAAGAGUUGACCAUCCCCAAGAGCCUCCCGAAAGGUCUAUAUAUGUACGGAGAUGUCGGGUGUGGGAAAACCAUGCUCAUGGAUUUGUUUUACGAUACCUUGCCGUCGAACAUCGUGUCCAGGUCUCGGAUCCAUUUCCACAACUUCAUGCAAGACGUACACAGGCGCAUGCAUGUGGUCAAAAUGCGGUACGGCAAUGAUUUUGAUGCGUUGCCUUUGGUAGCAGCGGCCAUUGCCGAGAAAUCGAGCGUGCUGUGUUUCGAUGAGUUCCAGUGCACGGAUGUUGCGGAUGCUAUGAUCCUGCGGAGGCUUCUGGAGUCCCUCAUGUCCCAUGGGGUCGUGCUCAUCACCACCUCCAACAGACACCCCGACGAUCUGUACAAGAACGGCAUCCAGCGGGAGUCGUUCAUCCCGUGCAUCAACCUCCUGAAGACCGCUCUGGACGUGAUCAACUUGGACUCUCCCACAGACUACCGCAAAAUCCCUCGACCGCCUUCCGGCGUCUACCACCACCCACUGGGCUUGGAUGCUGAUCAACACGCCCAGAAAUGGUUCGAGUUCCUGGGUGAUCCCAAAGAUCCCCCACACCCAGCAGUGCAGGAGGUCUGGGGCCGCAAGAUCGAGGUUCCCCUGGCCAGUGGCAGAGCCGCUCAGUUUAGCUUUCAGCAGUUGAUCGGUCGAGCGACAGGAGCUGCGGACUACCUGGAGUUGGUCCGGAACUAUGACGCCUUCAUCAUCACGGACGUCCCCGGAAUGAACUUGAAUCAGCGAGAUCUUGCGCGUCGGUUCAUUACUUUCAUUGAUGCCGUCUAUGAAAGCAGGGCCAAACUAGUCCUGACCACGGAAGUGCCUUUGACCAACCUCUUCCUCUCCGAGGCGGAAGUGAAGAGCUCUCUCCAAGGAGGCGAAGGCAGCGAUCUCUCCGACGCGAUGCGUAUGAUGAUGGACGACCUUGGCCUCUCCAUGCAAGCCCUCAAGUCCACCUCCAUCUUCAGCGGGGACGAGGAGCGCUUUGCGUUUGCUCGGGCCCUCUCGCGUCUCUCCGAGAUGGGCAGCAAGCAAUGGGUGGAGCGGGGAUUGGGGGUCGGGAUGGAUGCUGAGCAGGGGAAAAGCGAGCACGACGCAUGGAUAAAAGCGAGAAGUCAUUGGAGUGAGGAUAAUAUGUGAUGAAGGUUCCACAUUGGUCCUACGUUCCUGCCAUUUCAUCGCAAUAGACUUGGGUGUUGUAUACCAUUCGAUUUACUUUCCUUCUUUCUCUCUGUCUCCUUUGCACGUGGAAUGUACAUAUCGACGUAGAUAGAUGUGUGGCACUUUGCAAGGCCAUGAGUAUGAACAUAUUGAAGAUAUCCACGCCAUGGUAUGAAGGCACGUCAUAACGCGUUCCUCAGCAAGACGUGUGUGGCUCAUCCCGAGGGAUGCAUGUCCGUUACGACGUCCAACCAGUGGAACGGUCCCCCGGUUUUAAAAUUCGGUACGUGAUCCCCAGCCCUACUUGGUAUACAGACCGAUUCGAUCACGACGCCACUGGACGGCUAGUCAGGGCCUGACGGAGCUGCUGUAACUUUGCAAAGAGCAAGAAGAUGAAGGGGAAAUCAAGAUCCGUACGGAGGACGGCGACUGCUCAUUGA